AUGGGUUCGACACUUAGCCACACAUCGUUCGAAUGGGCUAUUGUGGCUGGCAUCGCAGGGGCUGCUACAUAUCGCUACCUCACAUACUCCAGCUCUAGCGCACCAAGCAGUACCUCUGAACCCCCGACGGUUAGUAAAAAAGGUACGAAAGGCAAGAAGAAGAAACAGACACCGAAAACUGCCGGCGUCUCAAAGCCGUCUGAGAACCCCACCGCCACCGCAACGUCUGCGCAUGGCAAUCCUGUGCCUGACCCUACUGUCGUUCCAUUUCCGCAUGUUAUUCCCGGGGAAUUUGACGCCGUCUCCCCCAGCUCGGACGACCAAAGCGUACAGGUGAAAAAGAACAAGGCAACGAAGAAGAAGACGAAGACGAAGAAGGAGAAGCAGAAAGUAACGAGGACGGCACUUGACGUUGCAUCUGAACGACUGUCAGCUUCCUUGGCAUCGCAGUCAGGCGGUGAUGUUCCCAAAACAUCCUUUGACAUGCCUAGCAAAGUGUCUUCUCCUAAACAGGACGAGCAGCUGCGCACGCCUCAAAUACGGUCUUCUUCUCCGUCAUUUGAUACUGAUUCUUCGUGGAUGCGGAUAGACACCCGUCAGACAGCACGAGGCCCUAAGACCGCUACUAGAUCAGACAAUCAAAUACUUGCGAUAACAACGGAUAUGACCAGCAGUGACGUGGGUCCAUCAACCGGCCACUCUGGAUUUGCCGAACCUACGGAUGAGGACGAAUCUGCUAGUCUGGACGCAGGCACCCCAGGAGAUAAGCGUCGAACGCUGGCUGAGAGGCUUUUGCCUAAACCUAGGAAAACAACCGUCGAUGACAUGCUCGAGCGCCCGGGUUAUCCUGGUUUAGCGCGUGUGAUGCGUGUACAACCCCGGGCCGAUGAGGCCCCGGCGCCAGGAUUUUCCUGGAAGGAUUACGAGGAUGUGGAUGCCAGCAGCGGUACUUUAAACGACGCAGAUGGGGAGGACGAUGGCGAAUGGGGCAUCGUCAAGGGCAAGGGUCACCCGAAAGUAUCGCGACCCUCGACCACGCCUUCGCAAGUUGUGCAGCAAGUUCCAGGGACGUUAACCAAGAAACAGCGACAAAAUGCGAAAAGAAACCAGAUUUUGAAAGAUGCUAAAGCUGACGCCGAAGUAGAACGACAGGCGAAACUUGCCGAACGCAGGCGUGCUUUGGAGCGUCAACAGAUAAUCAAUCAAUCACGCCAUGGAGGGGGUAAGCAAACUAGCGGCGGCAUGCAAGCUGUCGUGGACAACCAGGGAAAGUUAGUAUGGGACUAAGAUAAUCAAUCACGCCUUGCGCCAGUUUCCAAAAUACUAUAUGGGAUCACUGUGAUCUGCGCUAGAGACAUUUACUGACAUGGUUAGGAUAGGCUUAGUAGACUCGUGGUAUUACUAGAAUACAAAAUCUCGUAAUUGUGUCGUGAAAGAUGCUCAGAAAAAACGAGGCUGGGUGGGGUAUGCGAUCGCCAAAUUAAAGCGAAAAAGUCAUGUCCGGCGUACCGGGAAUGGAAUCUGCGGAACGUAUUUCUCAUACAAGGUUGACGCGUGGUGUGGAGUGUGAGCAGAAUGAAUAGAACUGAAAUGCCACCAAUGAUGAUCAGAAUUAACCUAUGAGC
This is a messenger RNA of Suillus fuscotomentosus, 1625 nucleotides long. RefSeq lists its product as uncharacterized. Bases 1 to 1287 code for a protein of 428 amino acids. NCBI's taxonomy places the organism in Eukaryota, Fungi, Basidiomycota, Agaricomycetes, Boletales, Suillaceae. The transcript is spliced from 4 exons. The record is from RefSeq and is a predicted model, not a curated record.